Messenger RNA from Solanum stenotomum, 732 nucleotides. RefSeq names its product mitochondrial fission 1 protein A-like. The record is from RefSeq and is a predicted model, not a curated record. Gene Ontology annotation, cellular component: peroxisomal membrane; mitochondrial outer membrane. The coding region runs from base 101 to 604 and encodes 167 amino acids. NCBI's taxonomy places the organism in Eukaryota, Viridiplantae, Streptophyta, Magnoliopsida, Solanales, Solanaceae. The transcript is spliced from 5 exons. Gene Ontology annotation, biological process: autophagy of mitochondrion; mitochondrial fission; peroxisome fission. Gene Ontology annotation, molecular function: protein binding.
UAACUAGGAAGCUGUAUUAUUUUAUUAGUAUUUAUUUUUUGCCACUUCUACUUUACAUAUUUAGCCACAUUUCCCUCUCCUUUCGAACAAAUUCAACAAAAUGGAUGCGAAAAUCGGAAAAUUCUUCGAUUCAAUCGGCGAUUUCUUCACCGGUGGAGAUCAAAUUCCUUGGUGCGACUCGGAUAUAGUCGCUGGUUGUGAACGUGAAGUUGCUGAGGCUGAAAAAGGUUCAUCUGAUGACCUUAAAAGUGAAUGCAUUAUGCGUUUGUCUUGGGCUCUUGUUCACUCAAGAAGGCCUGAAGAUAUACAGCGUGGGAUAGCAAUGCUUGAAACUUCUUUGGGUGGCAGUAGCAGUCCCUUGCAAAUGAGAGAAAAGCUUUAUCUUCUGGCUGUUGGUUACUAUAGAAGCGGAGACUUUCCAAGAAGCAGGCAGCUUGUUGAUCGUUGUUUGGAGAUUGCACCGGAUUGGAGGCAGGCCUUGACCCUCAAGAAAACAAUUGAAGAGAAAAUUACCAAAGAUGGAGUUAUUGGUAUUGGCAUUGCUGCUACUGCUGUCGGAGUUUUGGUUGGUGGAAUUGCAGCUGCUUUUGCCCGCAAGGGUUGACUUGCCAUAUAAACACAACUAGUGUGCAUAUUGAACUCAACUCUUCCUUUCUGUUAUCUCUUCUGAAGCACAUGAAUUCGUAUUUGUGAGUGCAAAAGUUUUGAUACUUUUCCUUUGAAUUGGUAGAA